UUCCUUCUCAACAUUGCUGAUAAAAUCGGACAAAUAAUAUUUUUUCUGCUGUUAUAAAGAAGUAUUCAACAGGCAAAAUGGCUGUGGUCGUAACUGCCAUUCGCCUGUUCGCUAAAUGAGUUCAGACGAACCACAAGUCAAAUACCAAGAAGUAAGUCCAUUUCAAAUCAGUGAAGGAUUUACAAAUUCUAACGCACGCAGUCACACAAUGGAGCCCGUCAAAACCGGUCGCAUUUUUCUGGCAGCUGUUGCUGCCAACUUAUCAGCCUUUGCCGUUGGCACCUGUCUAGGCUGGACCUCACCUGUUACACCCAAAUUGAAAACCGAAGAUACCUCUGAUUCACCUUUAAAUGCACCCAUCGAUUCAACAGAUGAAGCAUGGAUUUCAUCCAUUGUUGCCCUGGGAGCUUUAGUGGCUCCCUUCGUUGCUGGUCCAUUGGCGGACAAAAUUGGUCGCAAAUGGGUACUACUGUCGAGUUCUGUGUUCUUUGUCAUUGCCUAUAUACUCAUGAUGAUCGGUGGUUCGGUGGUAGUUUUGCUAGUUGCCCGUCUCAUACAAGGUUUUGGAGUGGGAUUCGUGAUGACAGCCCAGCCAAUGUAUGUGGGAGAAAUUGCCACGGAUAGUGUGAGAGGUGCCACGGGAUCGCUUAUGCAAUUGUUUAUUGUGUCCGGCAUUUUGUAUGUCUAUGCCAUUGGUCCAUAUGUCUCCUAUCAAGCCCUGCAAUGGUGUUGCAUUGCUGUACCCAUUGUUUUCGAUGUGUGUUUCUUCUUUAUGCCCGAAAGUCCUUAUUAUUUAGCUGGCAAGGGUCGUAAAAUGGAAGCUUUGAAGUCGCUGCAAUUUCUCAGAGGUCAAAGUGCUGAUGGUGCCCAAGAUGAAAUGGCUGCCAUACAGGCGGGUGUUGAGGAGUCAAUGGCUAAUAAAGGUUCCAUUGCUGAUAUUAUUAAGAAUCCUGGUAAUCGUAAGGCUCUGUUCAUUUCCGCCGGCCUCUUGGUGUUCCAACAAUUCUCCGGUAUCAAUGUUGUGCUCUUCAAUUCACAAUCGAUUUUCGAAAGUGCCAAUACCGGUUUGGAUCCUGCUGUUGCCACAAUUAUUGUGGGUAUUGUACAGGUGGCCUCUUCGGGCCUAACACCUAUUAUUGCCGAUCGUUUGGGUCGUAAGGUAAUUCUGUUGACAUCGGCCAGUAUUAUGACUGUGGGUCUUGCCGCUUUGGGUGGUUUCUUCUAUAUGAAGCUGGUUGUGGGUGAUACAUCCAGUGUCCUGUGGUUGCCUGUCCCCGCCUUGGUUGUGUACAAUAUUGUCUACUGUGUUGGUUUCGGUCCCCUGCCAUGGGCUGUUUUGGGUGAAAUGUUCCCGGCCAAUGUUAAGUCGAUUGCCUCUUCGAUUGUUGCCUCCACUUGCUGGAUUUGUGGUUUCUUAGUUACAUAUUUCUACCCGGCCCUAGAUGCCAUGGGUUCGUACUAUGCCUUCUGGUUGUUCGGUAUCUUCUGUAUUGUCGCCUUCUUCUUCGUCUUGUUCAUUGUUAUGGAAACGAAAGGUUUGAGUCUACAAGAAAUUCAAGACAGGCUAAAUGGUAGAAAAUAA
Molecule: messenger RNA, 1582 nt
Organism: Musca vetustissima
Lineage: Eukaryota; Metazoa; Arthropoda; Insecta; Diptera; Muscidae
Product: facilitated trehalose transporter Tret1-like
Exons: 5
Coding region: 116-1582 (488 amino acids)
Biological process (GO): carbohydrate transport; transmembrane transport
Cellular component (GO): membrane
Molecular function (GO): sugar transmembrane transporter activity
Source: RefSeq, a predicted model, not a curated record